CUUUUUUUUUUUUUUUGUAAUUUUUGUGUUGCUUGCUGGGGAUUGAAUAUAGUUUCUCUGUUUGGUUGCUGAGAAGAGUUAGGAUAAGAAAGGAAGCGAGAACUUUCUUUUUGGUUGACUGGGAAUUUGAAUUUUAUAUGAUGUUUUUAUAUCUGAAAAACAAUUUCUAUUUCCAUUUCUAAUUUGAAUGCGAAUCAAAAAUGUCCUAAGAUGGUUUUGAACUCUACAUGGUGGAUUUACGUUUACUGCAGAGUUUUAUACCAUCAUGAUUCAUUUUUAUUUUGCUAAAAUAUUCCUUUCACUAUUGAAGAAUUUUACCCAUGUCCAUCUUGUUGUGUGGUAAAUUAGUAAAUAUAGUUAGGGUCAGUUAAGCUUCAGUUAGUUGAUUCUCCUAGGUUGUUAUAUUUAUUAGAGUCUGUUAAGCUAAGCCUCCUGAUUCUCAAUUGUAUGAAAAGCGCGGCUGAGAUAAGAUGCAGAAAAUAUGUGAAACAUCUUAUAAACUCUUGAAAUUCUCCCUUUAGUGGAAGAAUUUCUCUCUCCCUUAUAAACAUUUGCUAUUAUGUGUUUUCUCUCGUUUUCUCUCUCCCUUUCAUAGUUUUCUCUCGUUUUCUAAUCUUCUAAACACCUGUAACAAUUCCAGACAUCAGAUAGUGUAAACAAACGAUUGAAUCAUAUAGGUUAAUAACUACUCUUAGGAGGAUAUACAACUAAUAAAUAGUGUUUAGGGUAUUGUUGAGGUAUAUUUGGGCACCCUUUAUUUGGUGGUAUCAUACACAAGAGAACUGACUGAACCUAAAUAUGUAGCUGAGGUAGGAAUUAUGAGCAAGUCAAGCAGCAAGGUCUCAUCUGCUAUUAUGCGUUCAACUGCUGAGACAAGCAGUGAUAUCCUACCAUCAUCUAAUUUGAAGAUGUUUUGCUUUCGUGAACUAAGAAAAGCCACAAGUAACUUCAGCCUGCAUUAUAAGUUGGGUAAUGGUGAAUCUGGCUGUGUCUUCAAGGGGUGGAUCAAUGAGCAUUCAUUAAAGGCUGCAACAUAUAAGAAAGGUACGGUUGUCGCGGUAAAGAAGUUCUAUCGAAAGGGUUGCAAGACUCAACAAGAGUGGUUGGCAGAUAUUGAAUGUGUGGGGAAGCAAUGUCAUCCAAAUCUUGUGAAAUUGAUAGGUUUCUGUGCAGAGAACGACCAGCGACUUCUGGUUUAUGAGUUUCUGCCCAAUGGCAACUUGAGGAAUCAUCUAUUUCAAUUUGGUUCUUGCUUUAAACAACUUUCCUGGAGUCAUUAUAUGAAAAUAGCCCUUGAUGCUGCCAAGGGUCUAGCAUUUCUUCAUGACAAGGCAGAUGUUAUAUAUCGAGAUUUUAAGGCAUCUAACAUCUUGCUUGAUUCGAAGUGUAAUGCCAAACUCUGGGGCUUCGGAUUGGAUAAGGAUGAGAAACCAGGUAGUGAAAACCAUGCAAAGUUCUUGGGCACUGCAGGGUAUGUAGCACCUGAAUAUAUCAGCACAGGUCAUGCAACUGCAAAAAGUGAUAUAUACAGUUUUGGAAUUGUUCUACUUGAAAUUUUAUUUCGCAACGAAGCUUUACUUGGACAACAAAUUGAGUGGGGAAGUGAUCAGCUUACUAAACUUUGCAAAUUUGUGAAUAAUGCUCCUUCAAUCCAGUAUGUACCAAGCAGUGUGUUUAAGGUUGCUGAAAUUGCAUCCCAAUGUGUGUCAAAGGAACCAGAGGAUAGGCCAGAAAUGAAAAAUGUCGUAAAAGUUCUGGAACAAGUUCAGGACUUGGUUGAAAAAGAGGAAGACAAAGAGAGUAAAUGUCACAAAUCCAACUUCUAAAUGAGGCAAGAAAAUGUUUCCAGUAAAUCUUGCAACGGAAAGAAAAGCUUCCCUAUUAUCUAAGGGCAUUCUGCUUCACCAUAUUCUUAUAUAUAUCUGGUUUUUCUAACCAAUGCCUUUGGUAAACUGGUUAAGAAUUUCAAGAAAGUUAAGUAAUUAUAGUCUUGUAGUUUGAUUAAUCUUUCUACCUCUUGAAUAAGAGAUCUCAAUUUCGAGUUCUUUA
Messenger RNA from Jatropha curcas, 2049 nucleotides. RefSeq names its product putative serine/threonine-protein kinase PBL10. The record is from RefSeq and is a predicted model, not a curated record. Gene Ontology annotation, biological process: protein phosphorylation. NCBI's taxonomy places the organism in Eukaryota, Viridiplantae, Streptophyta, Magnoliopsida, Malpighiales, Euphorbiaceae. Gene Ontology annotation, molecular function: ATP binding; protein kinase activity.